GUUUACAUCUCAUAGUGGUAAUCAUUUCAGAAGUGUCAUAACUUAAGCCUUAAACACGAAUACAUCGGAUGGAAGAGGAAGCACCAAUAAUUUAUGGCCUUGAUUUUCAGGCUAGGUCGUUAUGCGCCCAAUACGGAGAGACCGAAAUGGUUCGUUUUCUGAUUGGCACACAAUCUCUCAAGUCGGAAAACUCCAUCCACUGUGUUGAAUAUGACGAAGAAUCUGUUUUAGUGAGCAAAUUUGUUUAUCCUCAUCCUCUUGGAGAGAUAUGGCAGACAAAUGCCCAUCCCAACCAAGCAGAUAUAAUCAGCACAGUUCACAAAGGUCAAAAUCAAAAAAUGUCAGCUACCAUUUACAAGAUGAGUCCUGUGCCCACAAAUGGACAGUCUAUCGAUACUCUGGACUCAACAUCCCAUGGCCAGCUCGAAGCCAUAGCAAGUUUGGAAAGCAGAGAUGAAAAAGAGGUAGCCAAAGUUCUGUGGCAACCAAACGAUGGUAAUAAAGUAAUAACAGUCAGUACAGAUAGUCAAAUAACUUUGUGGGAUUUCAGCAAUGAAGGCAAACUGCAGAAUGCAAUAUGUUCAGAGCCACUGUGCAAGACCCAUAACCAAGUAACAGCUGCCAAUUGGUCUCCACAUCAUGGUACCAAUCAAGUAGCUGUAGCCAUGGAAACAAAUCUUCAAGUGGUUGACCUUCGUUCAGUCAACAGAGGAUCUAUUUACAACAUAGAAAAUGCUCACAUUGAGCCUAUUAGAGAUUUAGAUUUCAAUCCUAAUCGCCAAUAUUACAUGACCACAUGUGGUGAUGAUGGAUGUGUUAAGUUCUGGGAUGUACGCAACCUUAGCCGUCCCGUUCUCAACAGGCACGAUCACUAUCACUGGGUAUGGCAAGUACGGUAUAACGUAUUCCACGAUCAAUUGGUGUUAACAGCAGGAAGCGACGCCCGAGUGGUUUUAUCAUCGGCCGCGUCCUUGUCAUCCGAGCCCUUUGGCAAACUCAUGUCUGACGAAAAGGACAACGAUGAAGAUGAUGACGUACGGAGUCCUCUGGCGGACGGAGUAAUCACCGCGUACGAGGAGCACGAAGAUUCCGUUUAUUCGGUAGCCUGGUCCAGCGCCGAUUCGUGGACCUUUGCCUCUCUCUCGUACGGUGGCCGGCUACUGAUUCAUCGCGUUCCACGCUCUUUAAAACACAGCAUCUUAUUCUAAAUGCUACUCCCAACUCCUGGUUUCUCCUCCAGCAUUAAUUUAUGAUUGGUGUCGAAUGGCAGAGAUCGAGGCGAAACAUACAUUACACGUGUAAAAAUGGCA
This is a messenger RNA of Daphnia carinata, 1310 nucleotides long. RefSeq names its product EARP-interacting protein homolog. The coding region runs from base 69 to 1208 and encodes 379 amino acids. Gene Ontology annotation, molecular function: protein binding. Gene Ontology annotation, biological process: protein ubiquitination. The transcript has 6 exons. NCBI's taxonomy places the organism in Eukaryota, Metazoa, Arthropoda, Branchiopoda, Diplostraca, Daphniidae. The record is from RefSeq and is a predicted model, not a curated record.